Molecule: messenger RNA, 1946 nt
Organism: Alternaria rosae
Lineage: Eukaryota; Fungi; Ascomycota; Dothideomycetes; Pleosporales; Pleosporaceae
Exons: 4
Coding region: 180-1856 (558 amino acids)
Source: RefSeq, a predicted model, not a curated record
UCCUAUUGGGUCAUGCGAACACCGAACUCUCGCACAAAUCAACCCAGUUAACAACACUAUACACCCAUUUCUCCUUUGUAUAGCGCUUCCAGCCCCAGCCCAAACAAAUCUCAUCUUGCUCUUUACACAAAGUUCUUACAAGGAGGAACGGCGCCCGAAGCUCUCCAAGCGAGGACGCAAUGUCUCGCGCAUAUGACAAUCGGCCUGUUGCGUUGAUGUCGGCUCCGCGUAGCGUCACAUUGCAGAUGGCAAACGAGGUCGACCAUGGCGCCCAACGAGAACAACCACUUUUUCCUGCAGACCUUCCUUGGAACAAUCCCGUCGUGACGUACACACCCGCACACUACACGCGUCGAAAUCUCCUGCAAGACCGGCUUUUGCAGAGCAACGAAUAUCAUCGCCGGCGAGUCAGGGCAGUCAUUGAGUUCUCCAGAGACUUACUGAUGCGGCUUGGACAGAACCAGGAAGAUGACGACCUGAUCCUAUACAUGACAUCCAAGGAUCGACUUCAUAACGCAUGGAUCGAUAUCUUCCUUACCACGCCUGACUGCUAUCUGCAGAUGGCACCAGCUGAGAUUCAGGAAGUAUAUCGUGAGCAGACUACCGCAAUGUCAAAUGAAGUAAAGACCAACGAGGAGUAUAGAUUGGGUCGACCGAGAAAGCGGAAGGCUUCCGAAAUCGAGAACGGGGUCCAAGUACUUCGCGUAGCUAAUGCGGAUGACAAUGCAGAAGGACAAGUGCAUGAGUCUGGCAAGCGACCCCACCGCGAGAUCGACCCUCUGGCAGGCGAAUCACAGUCUCAGCAUCAUUCCUCGCUGCCCUCUGAGACUCCACUUUCAGCUUGCUCGUCGGGGGACCUGGACCGCAUCCUAGACAUGUUCAUUCCAGCUCUAAGCACUCAAGUUGCUAUCCCCAUACAUGAUCCGAUAGCGUCUGCGCCAGAGCCGGUGCUCAACGCGAUGGCGGUCGCACGAACCGUGGCAGUAGCACCCCCAAGUCAGCCCGUGACGCCGGUAGCUAUUCCUCCAACAGGCGUAGCCCCCCAGCCUGGCUUAGUGGACCCCAUUGCUGCGUAUAUGGCUGGCAACCCAUCCAGGAAUACACAAGAUACCACCGGUAGGGGAUGUACAGGUAUUGCAAUGUCACGUGGUCAGAUCCGUGCUUUUGUGGAGAUUGAGGGCAGGCCGUUGGCAAGCCUUCCACCCGCAGCCAACUCCAACUCUCGUCAUGAGUUGAGGGGCGUGGCUCCACCGAAAACGGUUGAUCCUACUUUGAUCAACUGUGUCACGACUGCGCAGGAAGUUCUCACUUUCCUUCCAUUUCAGACCGUGAACUACGAGUUAUGGGACCGCAUUCGGAAGUCCUGGGCUCCGAAAGCGGUCGCUGAUUUCAUUGCUUAUGUUCGUCAGCUACGCUCAGGCAAGAGCUUUCACCGUACAACCUUCCACCACUAUCACGAUCGCCGACCGAAAGACAUACCCGCACAUACGUUCACCACGAACGUACCUUCAAGCAUGUCAUCGAGAGGAAAACUGGACAAAGAGGCCCGCACCCGGCCUCUUCACGACUACUUCCUUUACCAUCUAGGCGAUGGAGUAGUGCGUUACCCCGCUGGUCGCAACGCCCAGCUGAUGACGCACUGCGUUUGGCAUGUGCGGAACGUAUCCCAUGACAUGAACGUCAAGAUGUCGGAGAUCGUCCAGUAUGCAGCAAAGCACGGCAUCUCCGUUCCCGCUGCGGAUCUAAUUCGGCCGGACACGAACGUAGUAUUGGAAGACACGCCUUCGCCGGCUUUCCUCGCUAUGAUUCACAAUCAUUUCGUAGAAAAGUAUGGUAGCAGUUCUGGAGGCAUCUAGGAAACUAGAUCGAGGACGCGGUAUCGUGUCCACUCAUUUUAUACGAACACGAUAUGGCUUUUCUCUUCAAGAUUUGCUGUGUUGCCCAAC